Messenger RNA from Oryctolagus cuniculus (rabbit), 1710 nucleotides. RefSeq names its product H1.5 linker histone, cluster member (gene H1-5). Gene Ontology annotation, cellular component: nucleosome. The record is from RefSeq and is a predicted model, not a curated record. NCBI's taxonomy places the organism in Eukaryota, Metazoa, Chordata, Mammalia, Lagomorpha, Leporidae. Gene Ontology annotation, biological process: nucleosome assembly. Gene Ontology annotation, molecular function: structural constituent of chromatin; DNA binding.
CCGAGCGAGGCGGCAUCGCCAAAACUUGUGCUCCGGGCUCCGCAGCGACUCCUGCCGCCAUGUCGGAAGCCGCUCCUGCCGAGACCGCCGCUCCGGCGCCUGCCGAGAAGUCCCCCGCCAAGAAGAAGGCGGCCAAGAAACCGGGCGCGGGCGCGGCGAAGCGCAAGGCCGCCGGGCCCCCGGUGUCCGAGCUGAUCACCAAGGCCGUGGCCGCCUCCAAGGAGCGCAACGGGCUCUCGCUGGCCGCGCUCAAGAAGGCGCUGGCGGCGGGCGGCUACGACGUGGAGAAGAACAACAGCCGCAUCAAGCUGGGCCUCAAGAGCCUGGUGAGCAAGGGCACCCUGGUGCAGACCAAAGGCACCGGCGCCUCGGGCUCCUUCAAGCUCAACAAGAAGGCGGCGUCCGGCGAGGCCAAGCCCAAGGCCAAGAAGGCGGGCGCGGCCAAGCCCAAGAAGCCCGCGGGCGCCACCCCCAAGAAGCCCAAGAAGGCCGCGGGGGCCAAGAAGGCGGUGAAGAAGACGCCCAAGAAGGCCAAGAAGCCCGCGGCGGCGGCCGUCAAGAAGGUGGCCAAGAGCCCCAAGAAGGCCAAGGCUGCGGCCAAGCCCAAGAAGGCGGCCAAGAGCCCCGCCAAGCCCAAGGCUGUGAAGCCGAAGGCCGCCAAGCCCAAGGCUCCCAAGCCCAAGGCCGCCAAGCCUAAGGCCGCGAAGGCCAAGAAGACGGCCGCCAAGAAGAAGUAAGAAGCUGCGCCGUCCGGCCACCGACCAAGCCCCAAAGGCUCUUUUCAGAGCCACCCAGAGACCUCUGGAGGGAGCUGUCUGUCCACCCUUCGCUCGUGUCCAGCCAGUCUCGCACGUAGCUAUGUGGGCUUCGAGUGCCCUACCAUUCCACGCAGUGCAGUGUCCCCCCACUCGCCUGUCGGGGGUAGCCCUCGCCACCUGGCCCCGGGGGACGUUGGCUCUCCAGGAGCGGUUUCCAUGGCUCUGAAAAGAGCCUUCGGCGCGGGCACAAGCCGACGCGCAGCUUUAAGCUUGUUGCGGAUGGCCAGCUGCAGGUGCGCGUCUUGUUGCGCACUGCGUAGCCCGCCAGCUCCAGGGUCUCGGCCGCCAGGUGCACGGGCGCCCCCCCCCGCUCCGCGCGGUUGCCCUUGCGCAGCAGCCGGUGCACGUGGCCCACGGGGAACUGCAGCCCGGCCCGGGAGGCCGCGUCUUGGCCUUGAUGCGCACCUCGCCUCUGCCUGCCGCGUCCGGACAUAGUUAAAUACGCAGCCGAAAGCUGCAGGUAGAAAGUAGAUUAUGUUGCUGCUUCUGCUGAGCGCGAAGAGGUGGCCGUGCGAUUGGCUCCUGCGCUGUUUUCAUUUAGGCCAAUGGAAUAGGGUGAUGUAGGGUAGAGCCUUCGAUUGGGUGACGCGUAUGUGACGCAGUCGCGGACAGCUAGCUGCCUUGUGUUCUGUGCAUAGCGUCCCGUAAAUGAAGAGCCGUGGCGGGCUCUUCUCGCCGCCCUCCGUAGGCUGGUUUGUCUUUGCGUCUCCCUCUUGCCAGGAGCUAGGCUGCUAGCUCACCACCAAGGGCCAGUGCAGGCGCAUCCACGUACAAGGCACACCAGCAGGAGCACCCCGACGCCGGCCACUAGUCCUAUGCCUCGGGCGUCAUGACAUCGGGGACCUAGCUUUAAUCGGCACAAAGAUGAACUAGUGAUGCUGAAGUCGAGAAG